This is a messenger RNA of Helianthus annuus (common sunflower), 7420 nucleotides long. RefSeq lists its product as uncharacterized. The record is from RefSeq and is a predicted model, not a curated record. NCBI's taxonomy places the organism in Eukaryota, Viridiplantae, Streptophyta, Magnoliopsida, Asterales, Asteraceae. The coding region runs from base 485 to 1732 and encodes 415 amino acids. The transcript has 3 exons.
UUUAGACUCAAAUGAUUAAAACCACUAAAACACAAGGAUUUAAAAAGUAAUUUACUCAAAAUAUAGUUUUGUUUAAGAUAAAGUUAUCAAAAGGGAAGUGUAGAACACAUUUCUCUUUAUCCUACAUUCUGUACGCGACACUCAGAUGAGGACGCGUGGCAGAUUUUUUUUUCUCAUAAGGGCAAAUUAGACAUUUAUAAUCAUCAGUAGGGUAAAUUAGACAUAUACAAUCAUCAGGAGGAGAUUGUGAGUUCGGUAUACCCAUUAUCCCGGUAAUUACGAUUCGUAUCAGUUUCAAAUAUUCACAUUUUUUAAACUAUCAAAUUUGUGGUUAAAGUUGUGUGUCCAUGGAUCCACAGAGCAGUACUGCACGAAGCAUAGAGGAUAUUAAAAUUGAAGAUGCUGAAGUCCAUGGCGUUCAUGAUGCGACUGAACAAGUACGAAAUCCGACAUAUGUAAACGUUCUAUUAGAUGAUCUGACCAGAUGGAGAAAUUACGAGGUCGAGGAAAAAAUAAAUGCUACUGGAAAGAAGACGAGACACGGUUAUUAAUCGAAGUUCUUCAAGAUAUGGCUUCUGAUCCAUCGUGGAAAGCAAAUGGCGGGUUUAGAAGCAAUUACAUGGUUGAGGUGCAUAGAAGGAUCAUUACCAAAAUGCCACAUUUUUCGAAACGAGUUUCACCUCAUAUCGAGUCAAAAGUCAAAUGGCUAAAGUCAAAGUUUCAUGUUAUUAAUGACAUGGUCAAACAAAACGGGUGUCGAUGGAAUGAAGUGGAAGAAAAGAUAGCGUGCGAAAAACAAUGGUACAAAAGUUAUUGCCAGAGUCACAAAGAAGCAAAAGGAUUAUGGGAAUUUAAAUUCCCAUUUUUCAACCAACUUGAAUUAGUAUAUGGAAGAGAUAGACCCAAUGGUGCAGUUGUUGAAGCGAAUGAUGAUGUCAUCCCCAAACUGGAAGUUACAGUUGUUGAAGCAACCGGUAAGUUAGUUAAUAGCGAAAGUGAAGAUGAAAAUCAUAAUGAAUCGGAUGAUUCUCUAAGCGAAGAAGAAGAAGAUGAUGACGCGAAUAAUGAUAAUAAAACGUCGUCACAAGCAACACCGACGCCUGCAAGAAAAAUGUCUGUAAAACGAAAAACAACGCCAAAUAUCGAAGAUGGGAUUACGAAGAAAACAAAAACAACAUCAUCACAUGAUGAUAUUGUGGCCCGUUUAGAUGAAUUCGAUAGUAGUUUUCGGGCUUUUGUAGAAGGAUUUAACGCUAGUUUUGCAACUAUGGCAAAUCUCGUGACGAGCAUUGUGACAGACGAUAACAUUCGCCAAAAAACCGCGUCAGAAAAGCUAAAGAAUGCGAUUAACGAGAUCAUGAAGUUUAACCUUUCGAGUGAUGAUGUGUUCAAGGCCACUGAAAUAUUUGCUGCGAACAAAAACAAGAUUGAUGUGUUUUUCAGUCUUCCUGAACAACUGCGAGUGUCGUAUGUGAUUAGAAAUUUUAAUUCCAAAUUUGUAAAUAUGGAAAACGCUAAGAUAGACGAUGACAUCAGCGAAAAACGCGCGUUAAGGAAACUGAAAGAUGUGCUUAUUGAGAUUACGAAACUUAAUCUUUCGAGUGAUGACGUGUUCAAGGCUGCCGAUAUAUUUGCUACAGAAAAAAACAAGAUUGAUGUGUUUUUUAAUCUUCCAGAGCAACUGCGUGUGCAGUAUGUGAUGCGGUUAACAGGUCAAUCCUCGAGCAAUUAGAUGACAUGGGGGUAUAGUUGUAAUUUUGCGGACAUCAGCCAGAAAACGCGCAUUGGAGAAACUGAAAGAUGUGAUUAUUGAGAUCAUGAAAUUUAUUUAAUCUUUUGAGUGAUGAUGUGUUUAAGGCAAAUAAGGCGGCAGAUAUGUUUGCCAUAGAGAGAAACAGGAUUGAUGCGUUUUUUAAUCGUCCUGAACAACUGCGGGUGCAAUAUGUGAUGCCGGAUGGCGGGUUGAUCCUCUAGUAGUUAGAUGGCAUGGGGGUAUAAUUGUAAAUUUCCUAAAGAUAUUUGUUCUUGGGGAUGGUUUAUAGUUGUGCAUAGACAGGUAGUAUCAGAGGCGUCUGUUAAAAGAAUAAGUAUAAAAUUCAUUCAAAUAUUUCAUAUAUGUUAUUUUUUAUUAUUCUGAUCUUUUCUUUUGUUUAAGUUGUUAGUCUUUAUAUCAGGUUGCAACUAAUUGAGGGGCCUAUUUGCAACUUUGGCUGAUUUGUGGUUUUGGAGUUAGUUCCAGGGGCUUAGUGUAACAUGGGAUAUUUCUAGUAUAAAAGAGAAGUAUAGCUGCUAGGGUUCAUUUGAUUAUUCUCCCCAAAAGACACUCUCACAGUUUAUAUCAAGUGCACAGGCAAUUUUCUCUCAAGUACAUCGACGAUUAGGGUUUCAAGACCCUUCUUUAAUCAUCGCAGCUCUCAGGCUCUCAGUAUAAUCUGUCUGUGGAGAUCCGCUGUGAUUUGCUAUUCAUACUGUUGAUAUUUAUCGGUUCAGCUUGUUGUUAGUCUCACCUGUGAGAUCUUGAUCCUGUAUAGGUCAGGUUGUAUUCGUUCUUGUUAUCUUUCUAUCUUUGUAUUCAUAGAUCAACUGAUUUAUUAAAUCAGUCGAUCUAAACUUGUGUUCAUCAGAUCUUAGUUCAUGUAAGAUCGAGGGUUUGGGGGGUGUUUUUGGUUUGGGUUAAAUAAUAAAGUUUUACGUCACGAUUUGUCGCUUCUCGUGUGUUUUAUGUUGUUCUUUGUGUUUUUAUAUCGAUCGAUCAUACUAUUUUGACAUGGUAUCAGAGCAAUAGGCUCUGAUCGAUUAUCAUCAAUUAAUAGAUUAUUGUUCUUCCGCUGCUUUGGUACGUUUUUCUACUUGGUUUUUUUGUUUUGAAAGCCAGAGAUUUGGGCGUGUUUGGUUCAUCACAUAUCUGGCAUGAUUUAAGGUGUUAGGGUUUUGAUUAAAACCCUAACUGUCUUUGUUCUUGAACGGCAGUCUUUCUGCAUACAUGUUUGUAGAAGUCUUUACAUCAGGAAUAGGAUUUGUAACCAUGGAUUGGUAUUCUUGCGUCUAUAAAGGCUGUAAGUCUUUCUGUCUUAAUUUUGUAUUUUUUAUUACGCGAUUAUUGGUUCUGUUAGGCUUUCUAUGACCAGGUUAGGAGUAUUGGUGAUUUAUACUCUGCACUUUGUUUUGUUCUUGCGCUUGCUUUGUUCACCGUAGAUAAUGUCUUGAUUAAUUGCUUCUGUUUUAGGAGUCUAUUAUCAUGUUGUUGGAAAACACAUAUAGUUUCAUAAAUAUAAAAAAAAAAAAAAAAAAACACAACCUAUGUCUAGAUGUUCAGUUAAGGUUUUCCCAGAGAACAUCAUUUGAAUGGUUAACUAGCAUAUUCUUGUUUUGAUUGUUCUGUAUGUUUAGUGGGUUGCUUAGUGUGGUAGUUCAGUGCUAUCAUGGUUAACUAACAUGAUCUCGAUGUUGUUAUUGAUGGAGGAUUGGUGUGUCAAGAAGAUACCCUAGUUUUGUUCAUUUUUAUUGUCACACAUAAAUCGUUGUUUAGGCAUUAUUUUGUACUGAGUUAGAUGGAUCAGUGUGUAUUGCUUUGUUGUGUGAUAAUUUGCUUGUUGUAUAUCGCAUUAGUAUGAUGUUUUGAGUAUUUCUUCAUUCUGUCACAUGAUUGUUCGAUCUCAUAUGAUUGGGUAUUGUGUUCUUGAAUCUGUAAUGUGCUAUGUGAUAUUAUUGAUUUAACUGUAUAAGUUUUGUAUGGUUAUCAACUUAUCAUUUGGCUUGCAAGAUUGUUGGUUAUUGUCAUCAUUGUGGUAUAGUGUUCUGGUCAUUGUCUUUGCAUUGUUUCCCUUGAUAAAUUACCUGUUGCUUGUGUUAAUGAUUACCACAUAGCUAUGUUACAAUUCCUGAUAGAACGACUAGUGGAAUUUUUUAGACAAUUUAUGCCAACUAUGGUUUGUUUGAUUGUCUUUGCCAAUAUGUUAUUUUAACUAGGUUCUUUGGUCUUUGCAUAUUUUUUGUUACUUUGUUAGUGUCUGUACUGCUUUGAUCUUUUGUUGAAGAGCAUACAGGUCAGAUCUUGUGAAAUCUGUUUAAUUCUGAUGUGGCACAAACCUAAAGUAGAGCUUGAUGGAAUUUGGUGGGAGAUUGCUGACUUCUUUUUUGAAGACCUGUGUUAGUCUCUGUAACCCCAGAAGGUUCAGGGUAAACUAACCGGGUGUGCUUGAUUGUGACGUGGCCAGAUUGUGUAGUUCUUGAAAACUACAAAUUUGGUCUCUCUAAGAGUUUUAUGCACUCUCUGUAAGGUCUUUCUAUUUUGUAUCGUUUUAUUUUUGUUGAUUAUAUUAGUUGAAGUCUGGGUAGUGAGGACCAGAAUCUCCUUGGUUGGUCAUUUGUUCUAUGUUCGUGUCUGUCUGUCAUCUGUAUUAUUUCUGUGGUUUUUUGGUUGUGUUCGCAGUUGUUGUAUUGGUUCUGUGUCUUAGAUUGUGGCUCCUGAGUAAAGGCAUGUCCAGGCACCUUAGAGUGAUGAACCUGGAAUCUUGUCCCUGACUCAGCUUCGCCUUAGGGUUGUUUUCUGUUUGUAUUAGGGUUGUUUAUCUGCUUCUUUUGUUGGUCUAAUCUGUGAUAUUUCCGUCUGUUCUAGUACUUUCUUGAGUGUGAUUGUAUGGUAUUAGACUAGUAUAAUAAAAUCUUGUUAUUCUUACGAAGUUUGAAAUGUUUGUGUACUAAUGGGCUUGUUUCUUGUAGAUUAUGUAUUGAUUAUCGUGUGGUAAUCUAUAGGGUUGUCUUGUGGGUGUUUCAUGUUGUAUUUUGAUUAGAUAUUUGUUGUAUUUGAGUAUCGGUUCUUGUUUCUUGAAGUUUAAAGUGGGUUGUUGUUGUUUGAUACACAUGAUUACAAGUCUUGUCUUGUCUUAGAAGUCGUAUGAUGCUAUGUUUAUCAGAUGUGUGGUCUAAUAAUGUUAUGUUUUCAUAUGCUUUUAUGAUAAUAAGUAUUUGAUCAUUGAAUCUUGUGAUUCUGUAUUUUGGUUGAGUUGUUCAAAAGUUGUAUUCUGGUAUGUGUAUCGACUUGUUAUCUAACUAGCGUCUUUGUCUAGAAGAUUGCUUUUGUUUUUUAUCUUCUUUGUAAAAGACUGUCUGUGUAGUAUGUAUGUUCAUUGUUUGAUUCACAUGUAAUAUUCUAAUUUUGUGGAUAUAUAGUCUUGUGCUUUCGUUAAGUUUAGACCUGAAAAAUGUUGUUGAUUUGUGUAGUGUGAAUCUUUGUCUUGGGUCAUGUGAUUCAACUCUGUUUUUGGACUGUAGAAGUGUCUUCUGGUUGUAGUCCGUAUGUCUUAAUGUCUUUUGCUGUAUGAUUAGUCAAACUGUGUGGUUUGAGUGUUCUCUAAUCAAUUGUUUCGCCAAGGUUGUCCUUGAUGUCUAUGUCUGUUUGUCUAUAGUCUUAUUUGUAUGGUUAGCUGAACUGUGUGGUUCAUGUUUAACCGAUGUUUUUUUGUGAAGACUAUUUUGUAUAUGUGUGACAGCUUAGUAUAUUGUCUCGUGUGAGAUAUAUUGUUCUGGUUACAAAUUGUGUAAUUUUGUGGUUAAUCAGGAUUUGUUUGGCUGCAUCUUAUUGUCUUGCGUAUGUCUCUUUAUUCUUAGCCUUGUGUGUGGACAUUAAAUCAUAUGAUUUUGUGUUUUUUUUGUUGAGGCUAGAAUUGUUGUCUGUUAUAGGAGUGUAUACUUCUCAUAUAUCAGUGUUGUAUGAAUCGUGUGAUUCUUGCCUGUUGUGAUGUUAGUCAUGUAUGUUUUUUCUCUUAUGUAAGAGAUGUGUUUUGAUUGUAUAUUUAGCCAGAGUCUGUAUUGGCUAUCAUUGUUGUCUGAUAUUUUUUAUCGUAACAUUUUGUCUGUGUUGUAUAAAUAUUUGGCGUUACUACUGUUUAUCUUGUUAAAGCUUGUAAAAAUGCCAUAUGAUCAGUUUGUAUGAAUCCUGGAAAAAUGGCAGACUUGGUUACAAAAAAAAGGUUGAGUUAUGUUCAGCAUGGUCUGGUUUGUUUUGAGUUAGAUCUAGUUGACAUGUUUGCUGUUUAAAUCAAGGGGGGAUGUUAAAAAUAAUAGUGAUCAAAACACAAACAUGUCAAGUGGACUUGUUAUUCAACAUGGCUGAACUUAUUACUGGGACUUUAUAAUAAACUGUGAUACAUAUACAUAUAUUGUGAUUGGGCUCUUGAAUGGGUUGGACUUGUUUGUUCAGUCAGUAGUAACUGGAUUGAGACAAAUAUGUUCAGCUGUUAUAUUUGUAAGGGUUGGAAUUGUAACUUCUCAGGGGGUGCGAUCAUAAGUGCUAUUUCUUGUGGGUUUGAAGUGUAACUUAGACUUUUGCAGGAUAUAAGAGUAUUUUUUGUAAGGGUUCUAGAACCUUCAGAUGUAUUGUUUCGCACUCUUUCAUCUUCUUCGUUCCAGUUGUAAAUCAGCCUGUUUCAAUCAGCCUGUUUCAAUCCUCGUUCAAGUUCUGAUCUGAUGUAGAUCAGUUCUGAGACGUCUUCAGCUGAUGUUGAAGAUCGAAGACUGUUCGUUUUCAGCUGUGUUCCAGAUCUUGCAGAUCGUCUUUGUUCAGGUUGUGUCGUUUCAUUCUAGUUGUUGUUAUUUCGAUUAGUCAACUGUUCGUUAUCAGUUGAUUAAGUACUCUGUAUUGGUUGAUUUUUGAUCUUACAGUUAGUAAGAUCUUGGGCGGUUUGGGAGAUUUCUGAGUUGGUUUUAAGUUGUUACAGUUGUUAACAAACAGGUUGUUUAAGUGGGAUUUGUUAAGCUGGUUUCAUAUUUGAAUGAAGGGGGAAUGUUAAAAGAAUAAGUAUAAAAUUCAUUCAAAUAUUUCAUAUAUGUUAUUUUUUAUUAUUCUGAUCUUUUCUUUUGUUUAAGUUGUUAGUCUUUAUAUCAGGUUGCAACUAAUUGAGGGGCCUAUUUGCAACUUUGGCUGAUUUGUGGUUUUGGAGUUAGUUCCAGGGGCUUAGUGUAACAUGGGAUAUUUCUAGUAUAAAAGAGAAGUAUAGCUGCUAGGGUUCAUUUGAUUAUUCUCCCCAAAAGACACUCUCACAGUUUAUAUCAAGUGCACAGGCAAUUUUCUCUCAAGUACAUCGACGAUUAGGGUUUCAAGACCCUUCUUUAAUCAUCGCAGCUCUCAGGCUCUCAGUAUAAUCUGUCUGUGGAGAUCCGCUGUGAUUUGCUAUUCAUACUGUUGAUAUUUAUCGGUUCAGCUUGUUGUUAGUCUCACCUGUGAGAUCUUGAUCCUGUAUAGGUCAGGUUGUAUUCGUUCUUGUUAUCUUUCUAUCUUUGUAUUCAUAGAUCAACUGAUUUAUUAAAUCAGUCGAUCUAAACUUGUGUUCAUCAGAUCUUAGUUCAUGUAAGAUCGAGGGUUUGGGGGGUGUUUUUGGUUUGGGUUAAAUAAUAAAGUUUUACGUCACGAUUUGUCGCU